AUGGAAAAAUCCACAACUGUGACAAGUGAAAAGAAGGUUAGUAGUAACUGCAUCAAUGAUGAUCUUUCAGUUAACAUUCUCUCCAAAUUGCCCUUAAAAUCUUUGAAGCGAUUUGGCUGUGUUUGUAAAUCAUGGGCACCUUUAUUUGAAAACCCUCAUUUUAUGAGUACCUUCCGCUCAGAUUUCAUAUCUAAUCAUCAAUCUUUAUAUAAUGAUACAUCUCUCCUGUUACAAGUUACUGGUAGAGAGUUUCAUAUAUUGUCCGAUGAUAAUGAACUUGAAAACACUGUCAAUCUACCCAAUCCAUUUCAACAGGAGGAUCUAUUUUUUAACAUUUUAGGUUCCGGUAGUAUUACCGGAAUUCUUUGUCUCCACCGAUACGAAGGUGGACCAAUUGUAUUUUGGAAUCCUUCCGUCCAAGAAUUUAAAGUCAUUCCUCCAAGUCCGGGUGAAUCUGUACCACGUUACCAAUUGUUUUUGACUGUGAUUAAUGGAUUUGGAUAUGACCAUGUUAGAGAUGAUUAUAAGUUAAUUAAGCAUCUAUAUUACACUUCCCCAAGCAGUCGAGAUUAUGAAGAUCUUGGCCUACAUGAUGUGCCAUGGAGAGAAGUAUUAGAUUGUGAAUCUUUAUGGGAGAUAUAUAGUCUUAGAACUAACUCUUGGAAAAAACUUGAUAUGGAUGUGUACUUCGAAGGUAUAUCAUAUAACUUUAGUGCACACAGUAGUCUUUGCGGCCAGCUGUUGUUUUUGGAUGGAAAGUGCCAUUGGUGGCAUUAUGUUCAUCUUUCUGAUGCUGAACUAGCUUUGGAAUCAUUUGACUUGAUCAGUGAGGUGUUAUGUACUACACUCGUACCAUUAGAUAUACAUUUUGUGGCUGGCGCACCACAUUUGGUGGAGUUAAGUGGUUUUAUUGCUCUGAUCUCUUGGAUUUAUAGUAGUACACCUACUUUUGAUAUAUCAAUUUUAGGUGAAAUUGGUGUAAAAGAAUCAUGGAUUAAACUUUUUAUUGUUGGACCAUUAUCCUGCAUCCAUAAACUUGUAGGGUCAGGUAAGAAUGCUGAUAUAUUUUUUAUUCAAGAAGAUGGUGAAAUAGUUUGUUUAAAUUUGAGUACCCAAAUAAUUGAGGAGCUUGAUGUUAAAGGGGACCAUUAUAGACAAGUUGGUCAGGUAUUGAUGUAUAAGGAAAACUUUCUUUCAAUUGAAAGGAUAAACCAUUAG
Vicia faba (fava bean) is the source of this 1218-nucleotide messenger RNA. The record is from the annotation of a GenBank genome assembly. NCBI's taxonomy places the organism in Eukaryota, Viridiplantae, Streptophyta, Magnoliopsida, Fabales, Fabaceae.